Pelodiscus sinensis (Chinese soft-shelled turtle) is the source of this 1417-nucleotide messenger RNA. Lineage: Eukaryota; Metazoa; Chordata; Testudines; Trionychidae. The record is from RefSeq and is a predicted model, not a curated record.
AGCACCGAGAGGCGUGUGCGAGAGAGAGGGGCAGCGGGAGACACCGGCAUCCCACAGCAGCGGUUCCAUGAUGGCUGAGCUGAGCACAGAGACCCUGCCACCAACAGCCUUUAGCCUGGAUUACAAAGCUUUCAAUAAUGACACUGGAUGCCCAGGGAUUCGGGCCCCUAAUGGGACCAUUCUGAGCAUCACUCUGAUCAUCUGCCUGUUGGGGCUGGUGGGAAACGGGAUCGUCAUCUGGUUCCUGGGCUUCUGCAUGAAGAGGAACCCCUUCACCGUCUACGUCCUCAACCUGGCCGUCGCCGACACUGGCUACCUCCUCUGCUCGGUUGCCCAUCGUACCACUUCCAUAGUGCGAUAUCUGUUUUGUGGCGAUCCUGAGUUUUUGGACAUAUGGUUUGCAGUGCUGUAUGUGUGGACGUACAACACCAGCCUGUACAUCCUGACGGCCAUCAGCACGGAGAGGUGCGUGUCCGUCCACUUCCCCAUCUGGUACCGAUGUCGUCGGCCCAGGCACUUGUCUGCCACCAUUUCUGCCCUGCUCUGGGCUCUCCCCAUCCUGCUGUUCUGUUCCAUGAGCAUUUUUUGUCUUCUUUUUUUCAAUGAAUUCUGUGCAAAUUCCCUCCUGUGCAUCUUCAUUCUGAAUGUCCUGAUAUUCUCCCCCAUCAUGGUUCUGUCCAGUCUGAUCCUCUCCAUCAAGGUGCAACGAAGCUCCCAGCGGCGCCCGCCCGGCAAACUCUAUGUCGUCAUCCUGCUCACCGUCCUCUUCUUCCUCCUCUUCACUCUCCCUCACAGUGUUGCGUUUUUCCUCUCCGACCUGCACAUUAUUAAGCCCACUCCGAUAGUUUACACACUUUCCUGUGCAAGUAGCAGCAUCAACCCCUUUAUUUACUUUCUAGUCGGGAGCUACGGGAAGCGGCGAUUCCGUGGCUCUCUCAAACUCUCACUCCGGAGGGUUUUUGAAGAGCAGAGAGAUUCUGGAGAAGACAAAGAUCCCCGCCACAGCACAGACCCAAUAGAGACAGUUGUUUAAAGUCCUUCAGCAGCCAGCCUGGGAGACCUUUUCUGGGCAUGGAGAUUUCCCUUGAUCCCAGAGUCAAAGCACAUAGAAAGGGAAAAGACCUUCCUAAUUCUUCCCCACCCCUGCCCUAGUGUGGAUCCCCAGGGCUCAUUUGCUGCUCUCAACCACGAUAGGUCUCUCCGCACCUGAUCUGGUUCCCACUGGAAUCAGUUAGCAAAGUCCAAGUGAUUUUAGUGAGUCACAGAAGGUCAGUGUGUUAGCCUGUGUCUGCACAAACAACGGGGAGUCUUGAGAAUCAGUUUUGAACCCCUGUCCUUUCAAUUCCAAGUGAUGUUUCGCUUAGGAAAUGUAACUGCCAAGUGAAAUGCCCAAAUUCUCUGGUUGUAAACUGUCCAA